Didymella exigua CBS 183.55 is the source of this 450-nucleotide messenger RNA. Its product is annotated as ubiquitin-conjugating enzyme E2 N. Gene Ontology annotation, cellular component: nucleus. The transcript has 4 exons. Gene Ontology annotation, molecular function: ubiquitin conjugating enzyme activity. NCBI's taxonomy places the organism in Eukaryota, Fungi, Ascomycota, Dothideomycetes, Pleosporales, Didymellaceae. Gene Ontology annotation, biological process: protein K63-linked ubiquitination; DNA damage tolerance. The record is from RefSeq and is a predicted model, not a curated record. Bases 1 to 450 code for a protein of 149 amino acids.
AUGGCUCUUCCCAAGCGCAUCAUCAAGGAGACCGAGCGUCUAAUGAACGAGCCAGUUCAGGGUAUUUCUGCGACUCCUCACGAUGAUAACCUGCGAUACUUCGACGUGACCAUCGAUGGCCCCUCUCAGUCACCGUACGAGGGUGGUGUCUUCAAGCUUGAGCUUUUCCUGCCAGAUGACUACCCCAUGACCCCUCCCAAGGUUCGCUUUCUCACCAAGAUCUACCACCCCAACAUCGACAGGCUGGGCCGCAUUUGCCUCGACGUUCUCAAGAGUAACUGGUCGCCUGCCCUGCAGAUCAGGACCAUCCUCCUCUCAAUCCAAGCCCUGCUCGGCGCACCGAACCCAGACGAUCCGCUCGCGAACGACGUAGCUCAGGCGUGGAAGGAGAACCAGGCGCAGGCUAUUGCCACAGCGAGGGAAUGGACACAGCAGUACGCCAAGGCUUGA